UCUUGGCUGGUGUAUUGUUUACGCCAUUUUGAAUCGUAUCCAAGUUAAGUUGGUUUCUGUCCUUCAUCAAAAAAAGACUCAAGUUUCCGCGAGAAACUAAAAAUAUAUUAGAUUUGUGGAAUUGAGGUAUUUCGUGUAGAUAUUUGUUAACAGUUUUAAGAAAACCUAUUUUUGGCCUGCGUUCCUUUGUGAGACGAAGUUUACGAAUGUUUCUAUAUAGAAGACACUAGAAGUCUGAAACUUUGUAAUAUUGCAAGAAUUGGUUUGCUUGUUCAUCUAAAAAUAUGAACUACACUCCUGGUACAGAGUGCUCCACUGAUGGUGAGCCUUAUGACAGUUUGGGUGAAAAUAGUGCAGAAUUUGGUAUGAGCAUGGAAAGAUCUAAUGAGAUUCCAGAGUUGGUCUUGUCUGGUGACUUAGACAGGCAAAAGCGCAGAGAAAGGAAUCGUAGGCAGAACAGGAAUAGAAAUCGAGAGAGAUUUGACAGAGACCGAGGCGAUGGUCCAUAUGGCUGUAAUGAGUCUGCAGUUCAAGGUUCAUUUGACGGAUAUGGCAUGGACGACAGUUAUAAUGAUGGUUAUUAUGGAAGAGAUAAUGAAUAUGGAGACUUCAAUUGUGAGAUGGAACAAGGUUUUUCAGGCAGAAGAGACAGUGGGUGCAAUAGCUUUAGUGACAGGGGAGAUCGUGAUGAUAGAAGGGGAAGGAACAGGGGACAUCGUGAUAGAGAACGUAUCAGAGAUAGAGAUAGAAACCGUGGCAGAGACCGGGAUCGUGAAAGGAAUAGAGAUAGGUCAAGAGAUCGAGAUCGGGACAGAGAAAGAGACAGGGAUUAUGCAAGAGAGCGAGACUGGCGAGAAGAAAUACCAAAUAAUACAAUAAUGGUCAGAGGAUUGGCUCCUCAUAUCUCAGAGGCAGAUCUGAGGAAUGAAGUGUCACGGUAUGGAUUAGAACCAAAAGAUAUCCGGCUCAUGAGAAAGAAGUAUAAAGAUACAGGUGCAUCCCGGGGCUUUGCUUUUGUGGAGUUUCUCUUACUCUCCGAAGCCGUUCGCUGGAAGGAACUUACACAGAGUGUUCUUAUAUUUGGUGGAGACUAUCGUGCUACAUUGCACUACAGCAUACCUAAGGAUGGUAGUGGACCAAAACGUAAUGAUGUUAACAGAGCUGAUUGGAGCUGCAGCAAAUGUGGGUUGAAUAACUUUCGUAGAAGAGAUGCAUGUUUCAAAUGUAAUUCUCCCAGAGAAGAAGCAGAAGAAGUCAAAAGGCAGAGUGGAGAUGGGUUUGAACAGAUCAGUUCAACUCCAUCAAAUGCUCUACUUCUUCGUAAUCUUGAUGUCCUGACGACAGAAGAGAGGGUACUUUCCGUUUUGGGGCACUUAACCUCUUUGCCAAUUAAAAGUUUAGGAAUAGCUAAAGACCCUUUGACCAAUACAUCCAGAGGAUUUUGUUUUGUAGAGUUGCAUUCUAUAUCAGAAGCUACACAACUACAUGACAUGCUUUUGUCGAUGGAUCAGUUCUACAUAGAUGAUAAACCAGUGACAAUAACAUAUGCCAGAAAGUCUGUAAAUGUUUUGCAUAGUGCUGCUAGUGCCAAUGCUGCUAGUGUAGCUUUAGCAGCUGCUCAGUGGACGAAUCAGGCUGAUCCAGGAUCAUUAUGUGCAAAUCAGCUUGAACACUAUCAACAAGGUUAUGAUCAGUAUCAGGCAGACUACAGUUCCUAUUAUCAGCAUAAUUAUGGGACUUACUCUAGGGAUUCUAAAGGAGUAGAUAAUGCUGGCGUAACACAAUCUCAAGCAAAUCAGCAUGGGGAAACUGAGAAAUCAGAUGGAAGAAAGCAGGAAAAAGGGUUGCAAGGAAAUACUACAAUUUCUGCAGGUCCUCGGGGAAGUACAGGAGGAAAAGUACAGGUAAAAAUAUACAUUUUAGGAACUCAUGAAAUGUCAGGUGGGACUGAAGCUGACUCAACAAGAGAUGAAAAAUCCAAAAACAAGGAUAAACAUGAUAAAGUACAAAUUGCCAAGAAAAUAGCCAAAGAUAUGGCAAGAUGGGCCAAAACCUUAAAUCAGAGGAAAGAAAAUGCAAAAUUGGGGUUAAUCACUUCACAGAAUAGGGCGAUGUUAGAACAAGCCAAACAAUCUGCUGCAGCUGAUGCUGGGUUUGCUGUUCUGGAGAAGAGAACAACUCCUGCAGAAAGAAAGUCCUUAGUAUCUGAAGCUUUAAGGAAAGAAGUGGAGAAGACAAAAAAACUUCAGAUUCCAUUAAGUGGUAUUAGUAAACCUUCUAUCAAGCCAAACCUUGUGGCAGCCUAUGGUGAAGACAGUGACUCAGAUAUUGAGCCUGAACCUGUAGAUGUUCGGCAACCUAUACAUGAUCCUCUUAAAGCUUGGGAAAUUAAGUUAACAGAUCUAAAAAAGAUGGCAUGUUUACUAUGUAAACGUCAGUUUCCUAACAAAGAUGCACUUACAAGACACCAGCAACUCUCAGAUCUACACAAGCAAAACAUGGAAACCUUGCGAAGAACGAAACUGACACAAGACGAACUGGAAAUAGUGGAAAAGGCUGAGAGAGAGGCUGUUUACAGAGACAGGGCAAAAGAACGUAGGGAGAAGUAUGGACAACCAGAAAAUCCCCACCCAAAUAAACUAAAAGACAAAUACUUGAAAAAUAUUGAGCAAUCUGUGCCUUAUGAACAACCUACAAAAGAAGGAAUAGGAAGCGAUAAUAUUGGUAACAAGAUGUUGAAAGCCAUGGGUUGGUCUGAAGGACAAGGACUGGGUCGAGUUAAUGAGGGAGUUUCUGAUAUUGUCCAGGUAGAAAGAAGAGUAGCAGGAGCUGGAUUAGGGAUGGCAGGAUCCACAUGUGGAACAACAGCCAGUGAUUCCUACAAAGAAGCAGUCAAGAAAUCAAUGCAAGCCAGAUACACAAACCUGUGUUGAUAUGUUUAUUCUCAAUCAUUCCUUUAUGUUGUACACACUGUAAUAUAUCAUCAUCCAUGAUGUAAUCAUGUAGGUUUACAAAUCAAUAAAACUUUUGUUAUGAAAA
Molecule: messenger RNA, 3039 nt
Organism: Limulus polyphemus (Atlantic horseshoe crab)
Lineage: Eukaryota; Metazoa; Arthropoda; Merostomata; Xiphosura; Limulidae
Product: RNA-binding protein 5-like
Exons: 23
Coding region: 285-2933 (882 amino acids)
Biological process (GO): mRNA splicing, via spliceosome
Cellular component (GO): nucleus
Molecular function (GO): RNA binding
Source: RefSeq, a predicted model, not a curated record